AUGAAUAAUCCAUAUGGUUAUUACAGCCAUGGAUAUCCUUAUCCUCAUAAAAGAUCAUAUCCUAAGUACAAAGCAGCAGUUCCUCCUCGUCGUCCUGCUGGAUACACUAGCUAUCAUGAAUAUGAGGAUUAUUAUCCUUAUCCUUCUCGUAAUUAUCAAGGAUACCCUAAGUAUGAUGCACCAACAACAAAAGCUCCUCCUCCUCAUCAAUGUAGCUAUCAUGAAUACGAGGAUUAUUAUCCUUAUCCUUCUCGUAAUUAUCAAGGAUACCCCAAGUAUGAUGCACCAACAACAAAAGCUCCUCCUUCUCAUCAAUGUAGGCCAAAAAAAGAGGGUUCUUUGACAUCCAUGCUUUCAUCUGUUGCUGGAAGUAUUGGUGCUUCUUUCAUCUCUUGCCUUUUCUUUAAUUAG
Cucumis melo (muskmelon) is the source of this 411-nucleotide messenger RNA. Its product is annotated as early nodulin-75-like. Bases 1 to 411 code for a protein of 136 amino acids. NCBI's taxonomy places the organism in Eukaryota, Viridiplantae, Streptophyta, Magnoliopsida, Cucurbitales, Cucurbitaceae. The transcript has a single exon. The record is from RefSeq and is a predicted model, not a curated record.